GUCAUCGAGCACCAUCUGCCCGAGUUCACCGAGCAUCUGCGCGAACGCGGACAUUUCCUGCCGAAGUUCGUGUUUCAGGAGUUUCACGACUACCUGAAGUGCGGCCGUCUGGAGCACGGAUUCGUGCGCGUCAAGUGCACCGGAUGCCGCAACGAACUACUGGUGGCGUUUUCCUGCAAACGCCGGGGAUUCUGCCCCAGUUGUGGCGGGCGCCGCAUGGUCGAUACAGCCGCGCAUCUGGUGGAUCGGGUGCUGCCCGCAAUUCCUGUUCGCCAAUGGGUACUUUCCUUUCCCUAUCCCUUACGCCUGCUCUACAGCACACACCCUCAAGCGAUGACGCGCACACUGGGCAUCGUGCUGCGCGCUAUUGAAACGCACCUGAUCAGAAAAGCCGGAUUGACACGCGUGCAUCUGCACAUGCUCAUCCCAGAUGGAGUGUAUACGCUCAGCCACGGCAAGCCGCGCUUUCAUGCUGUGUCUGCACCCUCUCAUAGCGAGCUUACCGCCCUGCUCAACCGCAUCAUCCCGCGCAUUACCCGACAGUUGACCCAGGAUGGAUUGCUCGUCGAAGACGCCGAUCAGACCUAUCUCGAUCUGCAGAUCGACGACAGCCUCGAUCAGUUCGGCGCCGCAUCGCUGCAGUAUCGGGUCAUUCUCGGGCCAAACGCCGGCAGCCGGGUACUUACCCUGCGCAACCCCGUAACCACGACAACUGCCAGCACCAGCAAGCCCUUCACCGUCGCCCGCGACGGCUUUUCGCUGAAUGCGGCGGUGAGCUGUCACGCCCACCAGCGCGCCAAGCUCGAACGGUUAUGCCGAUACGUAGCACGGCCACCCCUGGCGCUGGAGCGACUAUCCGUAACUGAUGAAGGUAAGCUGCGCUACGCGCUAAAACAUUCCUACUCCAACGGCACCACUCACUUUCUCUUCGAACCGCUCGAUCUGAUUGCCAGACUCGCCGCACUGGUGCCCAGACCGCGAGUCAAUCUCACCCGCUACCAUGGAGUAUUCGCACCAAACAGCAAGUUACGAGCCCAGCUCGUACCCGGCAAGCAGCGUAAGAAGCGCACCCACAAGCCUGAUCUCUCGAAUCCGCCGAGCCUUACAACUCAGCCAGAGCCGCCUGAUCCAACGCGGCUGACUUGGGCACAACGGCUCAAAC
This is a messenger RNA of Symbiodinium necroappetens, 1162 nucleotides long. The record is from the annotation of a GenBank genome assembly. NCBI's taxonomy places the organism in Eukaryota, Dinophyceae, Suessiales, Symbiodiniaceae.